ACCCAACCCGAUCCGAUCCAUGUUCAUCCCAUCUUUUGCUGGCUUGCUGCUAAAGUGCUAAUGCUAUGCCUGUGGCCACGAAAUUCUAGCUGGUUCGUGAAGCAGAAGCAGGGGGCAGGCACAUCUCCAAAAGAUAGGUUUCUGGAACUGGAAAUCAAUCUUCUCAAGCUGCGAAAACGAAUUACUGACGAGGGGAAGUAAUAAAAGGCUGGUUGGUAGUGUUGAAGCCCUCGAGUCGUUGAAUUCUCAUCUCAGCCUUUUACAGAAGAAGUGGAUAAGAGGUUCUCCAACAUGACUACCACAGUGUCCCUCCAGCUCUCCAAUUUCCCUCCUCCUUCCCCAUUACCUCCAUCUUUUCCGGCAACACAUUCAGCCUUCUUUCGCCGGGCUCCAUCUGGGCACGCCGGAUGGGCAAAAGGAUUGGUAGCAAAUGGCAGUGGCCGGAGGUGGAGAAACGCUGGGCCGUUGUUAGUCGGUCGAGAAGAUAUUGAAUUGCGAGUUCCAGAAGCAGAAGAAGGCGAUGAUGACGAGGACUAUGAAGAUGACGACGAUGAUGAUGAAGAAGAAGAUGUGCCGCCAUCCCCUCAGGACCUCGAAUACAUUCAAGAAAUCAAAAGGGUACUGGAGCUGCUGAAGAAGAACCGAGACAUGAUUUUCAACGAGGUUAAGCUGACUAUAAUGAUCGAGGAUCCAAGAGAAGUGGAGAGGAGGAAGAUGUUCGGUAUUGACGAUCCUGAUGCCCCUACCAGGGAAGAACUUGCUGAAGCUCUAGAAAUGGUCAAUGAGGGCAAGGUUCCCAGAAACCGCUUGGCACUCCGAAUGCUAGCAGAUGAAAUGACGAAUUGGCCUAACUUAGAGGUGGAGGUAUCAAAGAAGAGCAAGCCAACCAAAUCAUUGUACGCGAGGGUCACCGACACAGGUAUAGAUCUUAAAGAGGCUGCGAAGAGACUGAAAACUGACUGGGAUUCAGCCGCCGAGAUUGAAGAUUCUGAAAACAGUGAUGACUCAGAAGUACCUUCAGCUGUGGGCUAUGGAGCUCUAUAUUUGGUCACAGCAUUCCCUGUCAUCAUCGGUGUUUCAGUGGUACUGAUCCUAUUUUAUAAUUCUCUGCAGUAAGCAAUAGAUUCUCUUAAUCUUCCUCAUAACUACAUUUUGUAUCUACCUUCUACAUUUCUGUAUAUUAAUACUAUUCAUGGAAAAGUCAAUGGCUUAUAUGCAACCCUCAUCUCUCUGUCUUCCCCACCAUAUACUUUAUUCAUGUACCCUGCUCGUGGGUGGUGUGCCUCUAACAAUCUGUAAACAUGUAAAUCACAACUUGCUGCUCAGCUCAGGCAGACAUGGCGCCCACGUCUUGUAAAGUUCCAUUGUGCACUCACUGUAUAAAUCCAGUCCCUUACCCCCAUCCAACAUCUCCAUCGAAGCAACUCUAAGCCUGGUAAAUCUUCAACGCCAUGGCUCUCGUUGCUUCUGAUUUGGGGCAGCUUUCGGCUCCCAGGAAAAUGUUCCACAACAGGAGUGGGAUGUACGAGUACGAUCUCGAGUUCGAUGUCUGCGCAACCGCGGAGCGUUUCCACGACCUGCAGUUUGCCGCCGCGGCCACUGGGGAAUACUUGGCUCCUUCCUGGAGUCCUCCGCAACAAACGGAGAAGCAGAUUUCCGUCGACCCAGUGUCGCUCAGGCUGCCGCCGAUCGUGACGGCUCCCAAAAUUCCGCCGCCGUCGCCGCAGGCUAAGCCUCCGCUCAUCAGCUGCAGCCUUCCCAGCUCUCCGCGGUUCGGGUACUGGCUGAAGAAGAAAUUCAAGAACGAGAGCCAGGCCUCCCCCCGCCAAAUCGACGGCAUGGCUCGCCGGAAAGGCUCCACCGUUUACCCUCAUCAGCAGCAGCACCUCCACCAUCCCCGCCUCACGCUGGAACAGGAGAUUCACAUGCGGCGGAGCAAGUCGUGCGCCGAAGGGAGAUCGAGCGCCGCCGACGAGCUCGACAUGUGGUUCAAGAAUCCGGACGAAUCGACCACCGAUUCCGACACCAAUUCUUCCCCGAGGACGAUCUCGCCGAUGGCCAGGAAGAAGAAACACGAGGUGGAUCUCGACGAAGACGAAUUCAAAUGUGGCGCGCUCUGCCUGUACCUCCCCGGAUUCGGCGGCGGCGGUGGGAAGGCGAGGCCGGUGAGGGAGAGGAAGGCGAUGGUGGUGGAAUCUGGAGCGACGACGAUGAGGGAGAGCAUCAUUUCCAGGACGGUGUCGCUGGAGAAAUUCGAGUGCGGUUCGUGGGCUUCGUCGGCGGUUGUCAAUGACAAUGACGCAGGCGACUCGACGCGGUUUUACUACGAUUUGCCGAUGGAGCUGAUCAAGACCGGCGGGAGCGAGACUAAUUCGCCGGUGGCGUCGGCGUUUGUGUUUGAGAAGGAGCGUAGAGGGGUGUUGAGGAGCUGCUCGACGGCGAGGGCCGCGGCGGCAGCAGCGGCGCACAGGAAGUCUCACGAGUCGUCGUUCAGGCACGUGAGGUUCUCUUCGUCGUCUUCGGGUUCGAAUCCUUCGUCUCCGGCUGCGUGCAUUACGCCGCGGUUGAGGAAGGCGAGGGAGGAAUUCAACGCCUUCCUGGAAGCGGAAGCCAGGAGCGCCUGAAUGAAUUCACAGUCAAUUACUCUGGUCUUGGUUGAAUGCUAUCUUUCUCUCUUUUCGGUUGACAUUUAGUUAUGGGCUUUUUGAAUGUCAAAAGUGAUGGGCUUUAAUGCUGUAAGGAAGGGGCCGAGAAGGUAGUGGAUAUGGGCUUCGCUAGGCCUUUAGCAGGGCGAUCAGUCCAAACAAUUUCAUCUACACUUCAGAGUUUGCUUUCUCAAAAUUGCAACAUUUGGUAUGGAGACUUCUGUGUCUCAUCCAACUUAAUGAUACAUUUUUCAUGGCUGAUAGUGAUAAUGUCGAU
Messenger RNA from Linum tenue, 2922 nucleotides. The record is from the annotation of a GenBank genome assembly. Lineage: Eukaryota; Viridiplantae; Streptophyta; Magnoliopsida; Malpighiales; Linaceae.